CAAUCGCAAAGCGACCUGUCAAGUGUCACAUUCUUGGCACGAUUCACCUUACAUAACCUCAAAACUCCACAGACCGAAUCUCCGCAGCAAACAGUUUCUAUUGUCACGAAAUGACCACAGAUGGAUAUUCCGUUCGGUAAAGUCCUAAUUUACGCGCUCACCUUCAUCGGGUACAUCUAUUCCGGUUAUGGUUCCGGUCUGUUGACAAAUUUGCGCGAUGCGGUUAUUUCAGCCGAGACCAUUUUUGGCGAUGUUAUGAAAAAUGUGAUCAAAGUGGCGCAAAAUUUCCGGAAUUUGCACGACGUGUUCGAUGCCGCGGUGGAGGAGAACUGCGUUUACAAGUGUCCGAAUGGGGCUGCCCCGAAACCCGAUCGGAACCACGUGCCGACGGCCGAUGGGUGCGGCUCCCUGGGGUUGAAAAUCGACAGCGACUAUUUGCCAGUCGGGGAAAUGAAAAAAUGUUGCGAUGAACACGACAAGUGUUACGACACUUGUAGCAACGACAAGGAAGUGUGUGAUUUGGAGUUUAAGAGGUGUUUGUAUAGGUAUUGCGAGGGGUAUGAGAAAAUGGUGGGCGGCGGCACGAUGGUCAAAGCGUGUAAGGGGGCUGCCAAGAUGCUCUUCACCGGGACUUUAACGUUAGGGUGUAAGUCGUAUAUGGACGCCCAACGAAAAGCGUGCUAUUGCCCCCCUACCUACGGAUGGAAAGACAAAAGGAACAAGUACACAAGGGGGGAUGAAUUAUAGUAUUUAUUUUUGUUAUUGUGAGAAGGUUAAUAAAAAAGGAGAGUUGUAA
This is a messenger RNA of Zophobas morio, 796 nucleotides long. RefSeq names its product group XIIA secretory phospholipase A2. Gene Ontology annotation, molecular function: A2-type glycerophospholipase activity; calcium ion binding. Gene Ontology annotation, biological process: lipid catabolic process; phospholipid metabolic process; arachidonate secretion. NCBI's taxonomy places the organism in Eukaryota, Metazoa, Arthropoda, Insecta, Coleoptera, Tenebrionidae. The record is from RefSeq and is a predicted model, not a curated record. The transcript is spliced from 3 exons. Bases 121 to 747 code for a protein of 208 amino acids. Gene Ontology annotation, cellular component: extracellular region.